Molecule: messenger RNA, 864 nt
Organism: Macadamia integrifolia
Lineage: Eukaryota; Viridiplantae; Streptophyta; Magnoliopsida; Proteales; Proteaceae
Product: protein indeterminate-domain 7-like
Exons: 1
Coding region: 1-864 (287 amino acids)
Biological process (GO): regulation of gene expression
Molecular function (GO): DNA-binding transcription factor activity
Source: RefSeq, a predicted model, not a curated record
AUGGAUUCUACCGAUUUUAGAGCAUUUCCACAAGAAAAGCUGAAGAUCUCAAUUCCUGAUGAUUCAUGCAACUUGGAAUUACCCUUCAUCAGUGAUUCUCAGGUAAGCUCAAAUUCGGACUCUCACUCUGUAGAAAGCUCUGGUUUUGGUUUUGAUCCUACGGUUUCUGUUGAAUACUUGGAUUUCCUUCGAGCCCAAUUGGAUUUUUCUGGUAAUGAGAAUGUGAAUGCAACUCAAGCUAUUGAUUUUCUGAGAAAUGAGAAUGUGGGUUUUGAUGGGUUUUUGGAAUUCAAUUCCAUUACCCAAAACACAGUUCAGAAACUUCACAAUCCAGAAACAGAUAUUGAUUUGCAGAAAGCUAAGGUGUCUGGAGAAGUAAUGGAUUUGGAGGUCCCUACUGUUUCUAUUGAGAUCAUUCAGAACAAGAGGCCAUUCAAGUGUUCAGAGCCUGGAUGUGACAAAACUUUUAGAAAUCCACAAACCCUAAGACUCCAUUACAGGACUCACUUCAGUAAUGAAUCUCUCAUUUCUCGGCAAUGGUCUGAUAAUUCAGUGUCUCAAGCAUCCAAAGCUGGAAACAACAAGAAAGUUCCAUGCCGGUGCCCUGUAUGUGGCCGGACUUGUGUGGGUCUCUAUGAACUUCGCCGGCAUUUCGGCCGGAAGCACUCGGAAGGGGAGAAGCUGCACAAUUGUAGGAAAUGUGAGAAGAAAUUUUAUGUGGAAAUAGACUUGAAGGAUCAUGAGAAGCUUUGUGGUGAGAGGGUUGAAUGCAAAUGUGGCUUGAAAUUUGCAUUCAAAUGUAACCUUUCAGCUCAUAAGAGAACCCACCCUGAAUGUGCCGAAGAUCAUUCUGUGAAAACUUAA